Molecule: messenger RNA, 1893 nt
Organism: Plectropomus leopardus (leopard coralgrouper)
Lineage: Eukaryota; Metazoa; Chordata; Actinopteri; Perciformes; Serranidae
Source: RefSeq, a predicted model, not a curated record
AAUCAUACAACAGAGUACAAUGUAACUACAGUUACACCAUCAAACAAUCAUACAACAGAGUACAAUAUAACUACAGUUACACCGUCAAACAAUCUUACAACAGAGUACAAUGUAACUACAGUUACAGCUUCAAACAAUCAUACAACAGAGUACAACAUAACUACAGUUACACCGUCAAACAAUCUUACAACAGAGUACAAUGUAACUACAGUUGCAGCUUCCAACAAUCAUACAACAGAGUACAAUGUAACUACAGUUACAGCUUCAAACAAUCUUACAACAGAGUACAAUGUAACUACAGUUGCAGCUUCCAACAAUCAUACAACAGAGUACAAUGUAACUACAGUUACAGCUUCAAACAAUCAUACAAAGGAGUACAAUUUAAUUACAGUUACACCAUCAAACAAUCACACAACAGCAAACAAUAUAACUACAAUAAGAGCUGAUGUAACUUCUCCCAAUCACACCAUGGUGAACAAUGUAACUGCAGCCAACAAUUUCACAACAGAGUACAACGUAACUACAGCUGACACCAACAUGAACUUACGCAAUGGUACAAUUACAACAAGCAACGCAACAGUAAGCCCAUUUCUCACUUCUCCCAAUCACACAACUGUGAACAAUAUAACUACUGUCUCUACCAAUUACACCACUUUUACUGUAUCCCAAAAUGAAACAACUGCAGAUAACAUUACCACUGCACCAAUCAGGGAAACACGACAAAACACAACUGGUCCUUACAAAAACAUAACAGUGUCUACUGCUGCUAGACAAGUUAACGUAACCCUUAACAACGCAACUAUAUCAACAAAAAAUUCAACUGUGGACAAUGUGACGCCUGGUGUCGACAACACCACUGAACCCACAGUAGCUCCACUUAACAACCAGACUGUAAAUUACACCACUGUGGGAGUGACUCACAACAUUACAACAACCAACAAAAAUGAAAACUCCACCACAGCUACCACUGUCAUCAGAGCCAUCAUCAGCUCAACUGAAAGCAGUUCAACCACAAACUUCAACCUGGCAACCAAGGGACCUGAAGUUAAUUUAACAACCAAAGCUGCAACUACUUCCCUUGGAACUACAACUUCAACAACUAGAACUAUGCAGAGUACAUCCCUGGCCCAGACUGAUACUACUACUGCAAAGCCCUCCUCAGCUUCUUCUACAACAACUCUCCAAACCACCACAACCACAAAAAAACCUGGUACUGAAACUACCCCCACAACCAUCGCAGAGACAGCUCAAAGCCUGGAGGACCAAGCAGAUGAGCUGGUGGACCAAACACAGGAUGCGUCUCAGCUCAACACCUCUCAGAUUGCACAGGUGGUGGAGAACUUAGAGAAGUUUCUGGAGGGCCCCACUGUCUCUCAGUCAGUUGGACAAAAGACCCUCAAUGUCAUUAGCAACCUGAUGGAGGGUGACUCAGAGGCGCUCUCUGCAUCUGCAAACAGGCUGAUUCAGCUGGUAGAUGUCCUGGGCCUGAAGCUUGUUGUCACUGGUGACAGUGAGAUCCUCUCUGCAGGUUCGCUGGUUCUGGCAGUGAGGACAGUCGAUGGGACCAACUUCCCAACAACAUCUGUUGACAUUUUCAACACUGAAAAUAUCCAGCUCCGGGGCCUCGGCAGAUCCCGCUCAAAGAGGUCAGGCUCUGCUCUGGGGUCUGUAUUUUUACCCUCCUCCCUCACCACGGGGCUCAGUCCCAACCAGCAGAGGCAGGCCAACAGGGUCCAGUUCACCUUCUACACUAAGUCUGCCUUCUUCCAGGAUGCAGCAUUAGAUAACCAAACUGCUGUCAGUCCAAUCCUGGCUGCCAGUGUGGCCAAUCUGUCUAUAAGCAACCUGAGGGAGAACAUUCAGUUUACCAUCCGAAAUAUCAACCCUACACAG